GUAAUUCAAAGAUGGCAGCUGUUAUGGUAUUUUUUGGAUUCGCUAUAACUUUCAUCUUCUGUGCAGAGUUUUUCAUUAUUCUCAGGGAAGCAACAAAAGCAUCAGCGGACGGAGAAUACGCGAUAAAAUCCAUAAAAGCACUUGCGAAAAUCACUUUUACCUCUACGAAAGCCACCGGGCUGGAAAAGUUUGCAGUAAAAAAAAACGACUAAAUGCGCUCGUUUGGAUCAUUGAUGCGAUGAUCGUAGUUGUACACUGCUCUUUCGAAGAAACUUCAAUGACGAUGUAUCCAUUUCUGAUUAUUAUGGAUCAUCUAGCUACCAUCCAGCUAUCAUUAACUCUUCUAUUUGCUACUGCACAUUUAGUUCUUACAAACUAUCGUCUAUUCUCUGAUGGGUGACGUCGCUUGUAAAAUAAAUUUUUUGAAUUUUGAAUUUUCGUUCCAUACC
Cylicocyclus nassatus is the source of this 449-nucleotide messenger RNA. The record is from the annotation of a GenBank genome assembly. Lineage: Eukaryota; Metazoa; Nematoda; Chromadorea; Rhabditida; Strongylidae.